GCUCGUGGCGCCGCUCUUCGCUGUGCCACGGCGGAGGCAAGGGUGGCAGGCGAGCCCUGAUACCAGGCCUCGGUUAGUCGUGCGAGGGUCGCGCAAGCUCGUAAAACUCCCUCGGCGCCGCGGUGCUCGCGAUCCCGACUGACCGAUCCGAGCCACGGAGGACGGCCGCUUCGUCUUCCGCAGCAUCUGAUCCGACGACGACUACGACGACAACACGAAGACACAUCGGUGUUUGCACGUUCAUCCGACCGGACGGCCGAGUCGCGAGAGGAGAAGGACGAGAAGGAGGAGGAGGAGGAGGAGAGAUACAGAGAGAGGAGAGAGGAGAGAGAGAGAGAGAGAGAGAGAGAGAACUCCAGGGAGAGAGAACGAGAGGCGGCGGGAGAUGACGAUGCCGGUGGACGAAGACGCGCGGUCGAAUUCUCGGUAUGCGAGAUAGUGGAGGACAACCGAUGGGUAGUGGCGAUAGUGGCCAGUGAUUGCGGCGUGAUUAGCAGCUUAAUUGAUCAGGCUCCGCCGUCUCAUAGAAUUUGUCGGAUUCAGCACCCGGAAGAAUGGGUUGGAUUCUGCCCGGACUUGGAGUGGCUUUGGUCAUCGUCAUCGCCGCCGGCGCCACUCUCGCCAUUUGCAAAAGAUAUUGCAUCGGAUGGCAGUUCGGCACCAGGAAUGUCUGGAGUGUCUGCGAGGAGUGGAGGCAGAGGCUUUCCUGGCUUUGGGCACCGCGGGAAGAAAAGGUGGGAUUAGUAAAGGCUCAGCACCCAACCGCCCAGACAAUACCAGGCCUAUAUCGCCAGGCUGGGAAUACCUCUCAACAUCUCUUGCAUAGCGACAGCGACCUCCGGCUAGACGCGCAAGGCGCUUUCACCAGAUUCGAGGCUGUCGACAGGGACCUGCACCCUCCCCUCGGCGGCAGCACGAUACCACCUCAACCGCUACGACCCGCUCCUCAACCACGGCCGACUGCGCGUCCGCGACCGUCUCCUCUGCACACACCGAGCACCGCGGACUAUCUUAGGAUGCAAGCGGGCCCAGGCCCGCUGACACCACCACCGUCGUUGCAGAGAGGACCGAUGCGGCCGAGACUCUCCGGUCCGUCCGUGUUUCUCUUCCAAAGCGAGCCGCCGAAGAAUCACGGCCCAUUCCAAUCAUCGAUCGAGCAUUCCGCCUUCAUGUUCGACGAUGACACCGCGAAGACGAUAGCGGAGAGUAUCCAGAUGACGCCUUAUGCCACUCAGAAUCACAUAGAUCCCAGACUCGUCAGACAAUUCGAGCCCCCGAAAGACCCGGCGCGGUUUAGGUAUGGCAUGAACCCUCCCAUAGACAAUCAUCACGAUAACUUGGACAGCGAGAGUAUCGAUAGAAGUUACAGUAGCUACGACAUCGUCCAGAGGAAUCAUAUCGCACGGCCAUACGCGAGGAACGAGCCCAUAGGAUUACCACCGAGCAUCGGUUUCAACGUCGCUAAUUCACCGAGCACAACGAGCCAGGUCAUCAUGGAGUCGAUAUACGGGCCUCAGACUGUCUCGCAGAUGCUACAGAACAGCGAGGAGCUGAACGGCGACUUGAACCGCAAGAACAGCGAGAUGCAAAAUAUCGAGAUGACUCCGUUCAAGAGCAGCGUCCAUCAGGAGAACAUCGAUCCCUACAUGUUCCAUGGCGGCGUUUCGAAGUCGCAAGAUCUCGAAAGAGUCUCGCAGUAUAUACAGAGUCUGCCCGACCUUCUCGUCUAUGAGUCCGUGAACGAGCUCGAGGCGCAUCAGAAUCGAGACCCAAUAUUGUUCACGAACGCCAUUCAAGAAUCGAUCGGCCAUACAAAAGUCGCGAGCGAGUCGGCCUCGAGUCCAGUACCGCCGCCGCCUGCACCGCCGGAUCCGCAGAAGAUCGCGAAGAAGAGUAGCCCUACCACCGGCGAGAGGAUCUUCAGUGCUUUGAGAUCGGUCACGUCGCAGAGCUAUAUAGAUGCCUCGGAGUUUUAUAAUUCGGUGCUCUCCUCGGCGCAGCAAGUGCAACGGUUUACGUUCCCGUCGACGUCACCGUCGUUUGUGAACGACACUGCUGGAAAUCACUUGCAAGAUGCCGAAUAUCUGCAAGAUAUGCGAGACAUUUACGCGGAGGCUGACACAGAUACUGUUGGUCUAGACGUCUCGAGGCGAAGCUCCGAUCUUUAUAGUCCUGAACUAAAUCUGGAAGCUCACAGGACAGCGCAAGAAGUAUACAAUAGUCUGCAAGAUCCGCCGUCGUCUCCUUUGUUAGUGAAAGAGAACAAUCACGAGUCUUACACUUACUUAUCGGACCCGAGUUUUACUCGCACGUCAGAGGAUAUUUUCAACAGUCUUGAGCAAAGGCGUAAAAGUAUAGAAAGACUGAACGGUAUUCAGGAAUACGUAGAACUUGACGCUGCCGAUCCAUCGAGAAGACGAAACAGCCAGGAACUCUACGCCGCCCUGGAGGAAGUGCAGCUGAAGAGACGGCUUUCACAGGGUGUGGAGGAAUCGUAUCUGGGUUACGUAUUAAACGAUCACAAUAGAUCAGGGAAUCGUCGAGGCUCGCUGGUCCCUGAACCGGAGCCACCGCCUGACGAGUCCACAUUGAAGAGAGCAAUCAGUUGCGAAAGCGUGUGCUCCGACACCAGCGUCAAUCUGAACGAUCUGGAGGAGGCACCCAUCGUCGGACACAUCUGCGUCGGGCUUGAACAUGAGAGAUGGUGUGGUCGUGGAAGUGACAGCGAAGCCGACAUGGCCGUGAGUGUUUUGGAAGCCAGGGAUCUCAUUGCUGCCGAUGGUUCUCCUGCGCAGGACACUUUCGUUAGGGUGUGUUUGUUACCCGACAGACAGACACACGUGCAAACGAGAAUUUACAGAGGAUGUCCGUCGCCGAGCUACCAGGAGAAAUUCCUGUUUCCCCUCGACGGUGACCCAACAGGCAGAACACUCUUCGUCGAGGUAUUCUCCGACGAGUCCAACAUCGGCGGCGGUGCGUCCUUAAUCGGCGAGGCCAGUUUGAAGCUCGAGUCUGCAGCGAGACCGCCAGCUACAACUUGGCUGGCGCUCAGUGGACCUGCCUCACCCACUCCGCAUCUAGGAGAGCUCAUGUUCUCUCUCAGUUAUUUGCCAACAGCGGAGAGACUCACUCUCGUGGUAGUCAAAGCCCGUAACUUGCGCGGCGCGAAUUCUAAUCCGGGUGAUUUCUUCGUUAAGGUGUACCUACUUCAACACGGAAAGAAGAUGCACAAAAAGAAGACUUCUGUGAAGAAAGGCGAGAAAAGUCCGAUCUUCAACGAGGCGAUAAUAUUCAGCGUACCGGCGCACGCUUUACAGACUAUACAACUGAGAUUGACGGUGGCGGAAUUGAACGGCGACCAAGGAGGUGCGAACGUGAAGGCGUACUCUGUCGGACACAUCAUCGUAGGAUCUACCUCGACGGGAAGAGCCUUAGCUCACUGGAGACAAAUGUUAGCGGCCUUGCGGCGUCCGGUUGCCAUGUGGCAUCCUCUCAGGAAGUAGAAGCAGAACCGUCCUCCGGCGCGAUCCGGAGGAAAACGACCAGCCGAGCGAUUCGCUCGAACGGUUCGACUGCGUAUUCGAGAGCGAUCUCGAAGUACCACUUUUCAGUCGAUCGUAUAGCAUUGUGUGUCAUGGGCGUAUUCUUCGGUGUAUUUAUCGUCGAAAAGGGUACGCAUAUGUUGUAUAAUCUUCACGUAAAAAUAAGAAUACAGUCUCUCGCGGAGAUACGCGUCUCAUAAGCGUUUAUCUAUUAUCAAUCUAAUAUUAACGAUCAUUCGGACCAUCGUGCGGCGAUAUGCGCUGUUCGUUGACAGAGGCAUCAGGCCCGAAACGCACUGACUGAUGGUGAGCCUUUAGCCUUUAGGAGUUGUAAAGUAAAUUCUGACGAAAGGCGUCCCCCGCACUUCCAUGUUUCGAGCAUUAUUACGACCUCUCGCAGCGCAGGAGACUCCUCUCGCCGAAAAUUACGUUAAAAUUGUUGGACUUGAAGUGAGAGACUAAAAGCCUUACCACAGCCAUUUCCGUUUCCGGCGACUUACGCUAGCGACUUAAGAUCAUACCGCGUAUCGCACAGUUAAAUCGCACAGUAUCGAAUAUUAAUAAUUCCAAUCAUUUGAUUCGUCGAUGCCAUCGUCGAUCAUCAUCGUUCACGUACAUGAAUAGGCUCUAAAAAGUGUUACCCGCGCCGUCGUUCACGGUAAUCGCGAGUUUGGCGGAAAAGGAAGACCCGGGCGAAUUUUGCGUCCGGGUCGUCACUUCGGACUCUAUGAAUUCGCACCAUUGUCUCGCGACAAUGAGAUCUUCCUCGUAAACGGACAGUUUACGUGGAUCUCUACCUAUUUGGAAAUAUUUAACGCGGCCGAUUGAAACGUUCGACGCGAAACUUUACAGCGAUGUGUUCCGUACAAUGUUACAUAUCUCUCCCUGAGCAAUUAAGUAUUUCAAGCAAUUCAUUCGUCUUGGGUCUUUUCUUAGGGAUGCUUGGUUCAACUGUAACUUUCUUCCCUAGAGGUCGGGUGUGCUCUCUCCCAUCUUUGAUUGUUGCACUUCAUCGUCACUUUGAGUAAGCAAAGAUGUUAUGCAGAAGCUUUGCGCGCGUUUAUCAGGCCCAAGACAAUGCGAAAGGGAGGGGAAGGGAGGAAAAGGAAUAACGAAAGCGACAGUGGUAGCGGUGAAGUAAGAGCGAACACGAGAGAAUACGAGACGGUGUUUGUAAAGUUUCCGCGAAAGUUCGUGAUUCGUCAUAUAAGUGUUAAAGAUUAAUGCAUCUUCCAUCUGGACAUCAUCACGAUCCCAUCGCGCUCACCACCACGUCGUGUCAUCGUUCGUUGGUAAUUAAUUAUUGAUGUAGCGAAGUUUCAGCAAGUAAAAAGCAGUUCGACGCGAAAACUUCGGGGAGGGGGGAACUUCGAAUUGCUGCGUAUUAUUUCGAACUCUUUAUAUCGAAGUUCCCCGAAAUGUGUAACGUUGUUGUAUGUGCUGUGGACAUGUUAACGCUUAUACAGAGUUUAUCACUGACGUUAUCGCACGACAUGCCGACCAGUUUUCCCAUUUGCGGCAAUGAUCGCGUUCAAGUCUCUCAAGCUGAUUGCUGAAGUAUUCUUUCAAACCGACGUCGUAUGACUUUACGAUGUACAUACAUAAUUAUCAGUAAAAAAAAAAUUCACACUUUUCGUUCUCGUAAUUGCUCAAUUAUUCGAUAUUGUUUAUCAGCACAAAAUUCUUCGUCGCAAACGCCUGGAAAUGUUCGACUGAUGUCACAAACACACGACUCGAAAAUUUUGUCGCCAUGUACGAAACAAGGGGAAUUUAUUUUUUCACGGACCGGCCACUGAUUGUAAUCAACCGAUCUCUUACAAUCACCAUUUUACGUUUGACGGUAAAGUAAUAACACGCGACGAAGAAGUCGGUUUUGAGCCGGUCUUAGCACUCGAUGGAAUAUUGGAACUAUUUUGAGACUGACAACUUGCGAUAGACACGAUAUAAUUCUAUUGCAUUCGUAAAGAAUAGAAGAUACACGAUCUUACGUAAUCGCCAUAGCUCUUUAAUACAAUCGUUACGUGUUGAUUUCUCGGGCAGUGUGUCUCGCCUUUCUCGAAAACCAAGGGUCACAAGUUUUGACUAUCAUUAGAAUUUAAAUUAGAUUAGACUUAAGGAGAGAGUAUCGUGAACUAGAAUGUAAGGGAAAAGCUCGACGCGUUUCCACGUAUAAUUAUCUCACAAAGAGUCGCUGCUGUAUAAACGUGACCCGGCAUAGCGACGUGCGUGCCUAUUUCUUCGCGAUUUGCACUCCGAGGAUUUGUUAAAGGAUGAAAUGUUUCUUCGCAUUUGUUGCUUUCAGCAGGUUGUUGUUGAAGAGUUUAAGUGUGCGAUUCUGUCGAUACUCAAGCAAAAGUGGAGAACGAGCCGCGCGUCAGAUACUGUCUUCUCUCUGCAGGAAACAAGCGAAUCAAAAAAGAAAGAAAGAAAACAAAACAAAACAGAAAGAAACGUCGAUAAGCAUUCGUUCUGUGAAGUUGAGAAUUUCAUCGCCACCGAAUGGAUCCCUUCCAACACACGCUUAUCGUUUCCUUUGUUAUAUAAUGCGCGCGCGCGCGAUCGGGGCCAUCAACGUAUGAGAUCACCGGAUUCACAGUUCCGACACUGUCGAUCGACCCUGUCGAGAGAUUCCCGAUCACUACCAAAACAGAAAAAAAGAAGAAAACGAGGGAGAAGGAAAAAAAAACGGUCGUUAAGAUUCGCACGAAUUAGACACAGCCUUUUGGACCUCAACGCCUAUUCUAUAUCUAUAACUUUUGUACCUCUUCAUACACAUACAUAAAAAACAGAAAGAAAGAAAGAACUCGCAGGUCUAGUCUUUGUGUAUACGCGCAUAUGUAUACGCGCGUGCACAGGCACGUGUACGUAUAUACAUAUAUUACGAGCAAAAUUCUACGAACUAUACUAUGUACUCUCCACGUCUCUUCACAUCACUUAUGGAAGCCAGAUAUAUCUCCCACUUCAUACUUAUAAACUUACGGCAGGUUUUUCUAUCGCCAAUUACUAAUGGGACUAAUAUCGCUCACACUUUCUCGUUAACUUCAUAAGCUUAACCGUAAGGAACGAUACUUAUCUCUCUUAACUUUAAUAUACAUACACAUACGCGGGACGUUCCAUUUUGCUCCGAACAAAUAAGUCGGGGAACUCAUAAACCAAGAAAUAAACAAAUGUAAUAAAUAUUUGUAGGAAAAAGAUACUUCGAGUGUAAAAGCUGUAAGAUUUCGAGGAAGUAACCUGGCUGUAGCUGUUGAAUAGAAGGAAAAGAGAACUUUAGCCAAGUUCCUCCCCCUCACGAGAUUUUGCAAUUUUUGUUCGAAAUCUUUUCUUCCCGCAUCAUCGAAUUGUUUUUUUUCUUUUUUUAAAUAAUUCCACCGUUUGGAUUAAGAUGGUGUAUCCCGCGUGUGCAUGCAUACGUGUGAUAUGUGCGAGUGCGUGCGUGCGUGUAUGUGUGUGUGGUGUACAGGGUGUUUCUCAAUUAAUUGGCCAUUAAUCACAUACUGUUGUUUCUCAUUAAAAGUUGACAUGACAAAAAUUGAGAAUUAUUUUUCUCUUCGUUUAACAAAGUAAUAAUGUACACACAAGCGCACGCGCGUACACACAACAUACACACACAUACACACACACACGCACACACACAUGCGUAUACGUGCAUAUACAUAUACAUAUACAUAUACGUGGUGGCCCGUGAGAGUAGCUACGACAGACGAAAUUAAGUUACAGAGUGCAUGCUUUUUUUGGAGAAGCACACAGUGACGAGUAUUUCUGACGAGAUGGUUGCUAGAAAAAUUACUGUGAGAGCUACUGUGAGAGAAGCGAUAGAUGUGCUAUGACCUGCUACUUAAAUCCGUAUUACGUUUUGGAGAGUCUUUUGUGCCAACACACAGUUAUACUGUUUGUUCUCGAGUUUCAAGUAAUAAUAAUUUUAAUAAUUUUAAUAAUUUGUCAAUGUAAGUGCAAUUUUCGAUCAUCGUACACCUUGUAGUCAAAUUUGCAAGCGUGCUUUCCUCGCGCGUUCCCCUCGAGUAGUAUCUGUCGAGAUAAUUCGUCCAGGAUAAUUUCGCCCGAAUUACUCAGACUUCCGCGAGAUACAGUUAUAAUUUGACGGGCUGUACCUAAUACCGAAGCACUAUACAUAAGCGACGUAUGGUACGCAUUGCGCGUACGCGUAAUUUGUACGCAUAAUAUAUACAUAUAAAGCAAGAUAAAUUAGCAUCUAACACUGUUGUAUAUCAGCACAAAAUUAAACUUUUAUUCUUAAUACCUACGUGCGAUUCGCGUCUGCGCCGCAUACGCGUAGACUCUAUUACGUGUCUCUGCGAUUGAUGUGCACAGAUCGACGCAACAGCUUCAAUGUUUCUGUAAUGACGCAAUAAUAAUCAGGACUUUUGUGUCAGUCGCAUAAUGUUCCCAUAAAGCGCAAAAGUUGCAGCAAUAUUGCUGCAACAUUGCAAUAUUGUUUCAACGCUGUGGCAACGUUUUUUUUUUCAAUUUUGUGCGCUGUAUAGAUUAACACAAAAAAUGACACUCGUGCAAAAAAUGGCACUUGUAAUACGAAUCACGUAUAUACACAAGAAGAAGAAUAACAUUUGUACCUUCGCUACUUCGUCAAAUAAUCAACAGUCAUGAUGCACGCGAAUAUAUUGACACGAUGCGAGUGAUGGGAAAAUCCUGAUUGUUGCUAUGUCAUUGUGGACGCGUUGAGGCUCUUAUACCGAUCUGUGUGUACGUAUGUGUGUGUAUGUGUGUGUGUGUAUGUGUGUAUGUGGGCGGCGUGUACAGGGUGUCGCGGGAAACGGACGCGAAGGUAACGAUAAGUAAAUUAAGUUCGAGAUGUUUGGGUGGUUUUCUGCAUCAAUAAAAGAAGCAUAAUCGCCUGCUCCUUUCCUGAUCGUAUAACGUAGAAUUAUGUCGUGUACGAA
Molecule: messenger RNA, 8461 nt
Organism: Harpegnathos saltator (Jerdon's jumping ant)
Lineage: Eukaryota; Metazoa; Arthropoda; Insecta; Hymenoptera; Formicidae
Exons: 15
Coding region: 555-3503 (982 amino acids)
Biological process (GO): calcium ion-regulated exocytosis of neurotransmitter; synaptic vesicle endocytosis
Cellular component (GO): exocytic vesicle; plasma membrane
Molecular function (GO): SNARE binding; calcium-dependent phospholipid binding; clathrin binding
Source: RefSeq, a predicted model, not a curated record